GAGGGAGGAAAGAGAAGGUGCUGCCCACUUUGUGUCGGCGGACGGAAUCUACCGGCUUCCAGGAUGCCUUUAAGGUGCGGACAGAGCAGCCUGCAAGCGAGCGAGUGAGCCCCGGAGCGCCAAGUGGGCAGUGCGACAAGCGGGGGCGACCCUGGGGCGGCGGGCCGAGCCGGCAGGAGAGGUAUCCGUGGCGGCAGGAGCGGCAUUGAGGAAGGAGGAGAUAUCGAGCAGACCUCGGAAAGUAAGCAAUGAGUCGAAUGCUGUGUCUGCAUUCCCAAAGACGUAGCUUUUCAUCAGAGGGGGCAUCUUUGCUGCAGAGAAAUUGCUGUGGGCUCUGUAAAACCAAGCCUUAAACAACAUGACUCAGCUUGAUGUAUUACACGUGUUUAUCAUAGCUGGAGGGACUUUGGCCAUCCCCAUCCUAGCCUUCGUGGCUUCGUUUCUGCUGUGGCCCGGAAUACUGAUCAAAAUCUAUCAUUGGUACUGGCGUCGGAACCUGGGCUUGCACGUUUCCUACUCCUACUCUGAAGGCUAUCGGUUCUGCUAUUCCUACCGGGGCUCACCUACCACCUCACCUUCCCUUCUGAUGCUGCACGGCUUCUCCUCCAGUAAAGACAUGUGGCUUAAGGUAGUCAAGUUCCUUCCAAAGGACAUUCAUCUGGUCUGUCCUGACAUGCCUGGCCAUGAGGGUACCACCCGCUCUCCCUCAGAUGAUUUAUCAAUAGAUGGACAAGUCAAAAGGAUACACCAGUUUGUAGAAAGCAUCAAGCUGAACAAGAAGCCUUUCCACCUGGUGGGCACUUCCAUGGGGGGCCAAAUUGCAGGGGUGUAUGCUGCAUAUUAUCCAUCUGACAUCUGCAGUUUGACCCUAGUGUGUCCUGCUGGCCUGAAGAUCGUCCCCGAUAAUGACUUCAAAAAGCUUCUCAGGGAACUGGACGAAAAGCAAGCUUACGAUAAGAUCCCCUUAGUUCCUACCACUACAGAAGAAAUGGCAAAAAUGCUGAGCCUCUGCUCCUACGCCCAGUUCAACAUGCCUCAACAGCUUCUACAGGGUCUUAUUGAUGUUCGCCUUCCAAACAAUGAUUUCUACCGAAAAUUGUUUUUGGAAAUCACAAAUAAAAAGUCAAGAUACUGCCUCCACGAACAAAUGGAUAAGAUCCAAGCCCCAACACAGAUCAUCUGGGGGAAGCAAGAUAAGAUCCUGGAUGUGGCUGGAGCUGACAUAUUGGCCAAAGCAAUUCCCCAAAGUCAAACGGUACUUCUUGAGAACUGUGGGCAUUCUGUGGUGAUGGAGCGUCCCCGAAAAACGGCCAGCCUCCUUUUCGAUUUCUUAAGUUCUGUGUCCUGUUCAGACAACGAUAAGAAGCAAGACUGAGCUUCCUUUGGGAUCUAGCUCCUCCCUAGUGUCUGCUCAAAUUCCAGAAAUCCAACACUGUUCACUUCUCAGGGAUCCUGUACCAGACACACAGGUGAAGUGCCAAAGUCCCUGAAGAAACCAGAAUCAUUAUUAGUCUCGAUUAUUAGCAUUAUGGCGCUCUCCUUACCUAAGGGACCAGAGGAAUCCAAUUUUUUUUCCAAAAUGGAAAAUCAGGUGGAAUAAAAGAGAAAUUGAGCCAUGGACUAGGCAGAGAAGUCUUUACAUUCAUUUUCCUGACAACACAGGGACAGUUUUGUGCCAGCCAACCAAUAAUGGACUGCAAUCUUCAAGUUAUCAUCAAGUCCAAGAGACCUUCCUUACUGAUGGAGACUUCCAAUAUUUCUGUUAGAUCCUUUUGCCUUGCAUGACAAACUGUUGUGAUAGAAGACAUUCGCAAGUUCUGAACAUCCAGUGAAGCACUUACUCCUGCUUGUGUCUAAUUUGUUGAUGCUGUAUCCAGAGACUUAGACAGGAGAGCCAUUUAUUCAUUGAAGCACUGGGGAGAAGAAUAACUGUCUAAUCUAAAAUGUUUACAUUUGUUGGAGAGAGGAAAGGCAUUAAACUUGGGAUAAAGCUCUAAGGGUGCUGUCUUAGCAGUAGGCAUGUGUCAACAGUGAUGGCCCGUCUUUUUAGGAGUUUAGAAACAUCCCACCAUAGAACAGACAUUUGUUGGGGAAUGAAAACCCGGUUGCCAGCCAUGAACCCAGAAUCAUUCAUUUUUUAAAGAAUUGGGGCCUAAUUCAGUAAACAAAGCAAUAAUACUCUAGGUAAUAAUGUGAAUGAUCAAAUUAAGGUUCCAUCCUACACAAACAAGUGAUUUGCUUCUUUACCCUUGCUGCUAAAAAUCCUUGGAUGUAAAUAAUACAUUUAUAUUACUGAAUUCUAUGAAUUCUCUUCAUAGUCAUGGGAUCGAUGGCAAGGGUAAUAGCCAUAAAAUUUUCCUGAAAUAAAUCUGAAUUCGAUUGGGACCAUAUAGGUCAUUCUAUUUUUAAACUCCUAAGUGAGCUCAUGUGUUUGUUAAUGGGGGAAAAUAAUGAGUGUGUUUGUAGAAAAGCUGGGUGACCAGUCAGGGUGAUUUCUAAGUCUUGUUUUUGUAUCCCAUUUGUAAUUUGUAGCUGAUUGAAAUGAUAUAUUUGGAGUAAAGAACAAGCCUGGUCAAACCA
Messenger RNA from Monodelphis domestica (gray short-tailed opossum), 2580 nucleotides. RefSeq names its product abhydrolase domain containing 6, acylglycerol lipase (gene ABHD6). Lineage: Eukaryota; Metazoa; Chordata; Mammalia; Didelphimorphia; Didelphidae. The record is from RefSeq and is a predicted model, not a curated record. Gene Ontology annotation, biological process: acylglycerol catabolic process. Gene Ontology annotation, cellular component: membrane; AMPA glutamate receptor complex. Gene Ontology annotation, molecular function: monoacylglycerol lipase activity.